This is a messenger RNA of Loxodonta africana (African savanna elephant), 679 nucleotides long. It is a transcript of the gene FATE1, whose product is annotated as fetal and adult testis expressed 1. Gene Ontology annotation, biological process: negative regulation of apoptotic process; negative regulation of mitochondrial calcium ion concentration. The transcript is spliced from 6 exons. Bases 1 to 645 code for a protein of 214 amino acids. The record is from RefSeq and is a predicted model, not a curated record. Lineage: Eukaryota; Metazoa; Chordata; Mammalia; Proboscidea; Elephantidae. Gene Ontology annotation, molecular function: ubiquitin protein ligase binding. Gene Ontology annotation, cellular component: mitochondria-associated endoplasmic reticulum membrane contact site; mitochondrial outer membrane; endoplasmic reticulum.
AUGGCAGGAGGCCCCCUUAGCCUCAAGGAAGAGAUGGAAGCGUCCUUGGCAGAAGAGCGGUGUCCUGGAGACAAAGGGCCAAGCCAGGAGCAGCUGAUGACAGAAAUGAUGGAUCGUGGGUUCCGGUCCCUGGGUGCUGGCUCCCAGCGGCGACAGAAGUUGGAGUCAAAGGCUGCUGGCUCGACUGGAGUCUCACCAGCUUGGAAUACGAAUGCUCCCCGACCCAAGAAAGCGGUACUGUAUGGGACCUUUGGCACUCGGUUGCUGGGACUCUCAGCUGAUGCCUACCCGCCCACGUCACUGCUCCUCUACCUAGAAGAAGGCCAGGAGCUCCUGAGAAGCGGGCACCGAACGGCGAAAGAGUCAGGCCACGGGGAUGCCCAUGCUCAGGAGUACCCUGGGGGCUUCCAAGGCAUGCGGUACCACUAUGAGCGCAACCCAGAGACAGAUCUGUUGGCAGAGAUUGGCCUAGAAGAGCUCAAUGGGCUGGAGAUGGAAGUCAUGAGAAGGCAGCUGCGUGUCAUCACUGGGCGUCUGCAAGACCUGGAGGAUGAGGGAACCACUUGGUACAACAGGGAAACGCUGUUCUUCAUCAUCCUGGCGUCGGCUUGCGUGGUCAACCUGUGGCUGUGGAUGCGCCAUUGAACCUUCAAGCUGAUGAGCACUGCUGAGCCUUCAC